This is a messenger RNA of Solanum verrucosum, 855 nucleotides long. Its product is annotated as deSI-like protein At4g17486. Gene Ontology annotation, molecular function: deubiquitinase activity. Bases 32 to 703 code for a protein of 223 amino acids. The transcript is spliced from 3 exons. The record is from RefSeq and is a predicted model, not a curated record. Lineage: Eukaryota; Viridiplantae; Streptophyta; Magnoliopsida; Solanales; Solanaceae. Gene Ontology annotation, biological process: protein deubiquitination.
UGUUGCUAGAAGGAGGAGGUUUUGUUUAAAGAUGCUGUGCAGAAAGAAUUCAGUUAGUUGUGGGCGUGGAUCGGUGCCGGUGUAUCUAAACGUAUACGAUCUUACUACCAUUAAUGGUUAUGCAUAUUGGCUUGGUCUUGGGGUUUACCAUUCUGGUGUUCAAGUUCAUGGAAUAGAGUAUGCAUUUGGAGCUCAUGAGUAUUCGACGACGGGGAUUUUCGAAGGGGAACCGAAACAGUGCGAGGGAUUUACGUUUAGGAAGGCGAUUUUGAUUGGAUGGACUGAGAUGAGUCAUGGAGAAGUGAAAAGAGUAAUGGAAGAGUUUGCUGAAAAGUAUAGGGGAAAUGCUUAUAAUCUUAUUACUAAGAAUUGUAAUCAUUUCUGCAAUGAUGCUUGUGUUAAACUUUCCGGCAAUCCUAUCCCUAGUUGGGUAAAUCGACUUGCACGAAUCGGUUUGUUUUGCAAUUGCAUAAUUCCAGUGAGCUUGAACUCGACCAAAAUUGGCCACCAUCGUAUCGAAGACAAGGCAGGUGAAGGGGAGAAGAAGAAACUAAGAAGCCGCUCUAGUAGGCUGACUCCAUCCUCGGAUUCAUCAUCUCCAUCUUCGUCGUGUUCACCUCCGCUUGUCACAACCUCAAGCAACAGAAGCAGAGGCAAAAGCCCGGUGCCUUCAUCUUCACCAUUGAUAGCCAAUUCAAUUUAGAUUUCUUGAUGAAGAAGAAGAAAGCCGCUCUACAUGCUUUGUUCUGUUUUACAAUUGAUUCUUUUGCACCUUACUUGAUAAACACUACAGCUGUUCAGGAAGCCCUGAAAAGAUUCUGUGCAUGAAUGAUUUCAAUGAAUUGGGUAUAAACU